AUGCAAAACAUUGCUGUUGAGUCUGCAAGUUAUGAAAAGGCAUGGGAACUUUUGGAAGAGCGCUACAAUCAUAAACGCAUUCUGGUGCACAUCCAAAUGCAAUCGCUUUUUGGUCAACCCUCAUUGACGCGAGAAACGGCAUCUGGUCUCAAGGAGCUCUUGUAUACAAUAAGAGAAUGUCUUCUCGCUCUUGAAAAUUUGGAGGUUCCGAUUUCUUCGUGGGAUACGGUUUUGAUAUGGUUCCUUGUACAAAAGCUUCCUAGUACAAGUCAAAAAUUAUGGGAGGAAAAAUUAGGGAAUAGCAAGGACUUACCGAAAUUUGAUGCGUUUUCCGAAUUUUUAGAGACACGAUUCCGUACGCUUGAAGUUAUGGGCCAACAAGAGCUAGCUACGCCCACCAGGCGCAAAGAAGAGUCAUCUGUUAAUUCAAGGCCACGCUUUCAACCAUCGACUUCAAAGGUUUUACAUACAAAGCAUGUUGUAAAGCAUCAACCUCAGAAAAUUCCAAAGCACUUUCAAACUAGCCAAGUUCUUUGCAAAUUGUGCAACCACAACAAGCACUCCCUUAGAAAAUGCCAGCAAUUUUUGGCAAUGGACAUUGUCAAACGCCGAGAAGUAGUCCGGGGAAUCCAUGUUUGUGAAAAUUGUCUGACAUAUGGGCAUUCUCUCCAGGAAUGCCAGAGUUUGAGUCGGUGCUAUUUCUGUCAACAGAAACAUCACUCACUCCUGCAUUUGCAGCACCAUAAUAACUCUUUUCAACCUCAACAACCAGGUUCUGAACAUCAGACCCAAGUCGGAACAUCAAGCCAAGGUAUGCCGUCUCAACCGAGAGUUACCGGUUCUAGUUCUAACACAUUUCAGGCCUCAGUGAACCCGAAUGCGCCUGAGUUCCAACCAGCUGUUCGUCAACAAACUCAAAACUACCACGCGUCGCACGGUGAUCGUGCCCAAACACACCAGGUGCUCUUAGCUACAGCAGUUGUCAAAGCGCGAGCCACAGAUGGAAGAAUUCGUUUACUACGUGCCCUGGUUGAUACAGGGUCAGAAACGUCUUUCAUAACAGAAGCUGCUGCUCGUCUGCUGAAGUUGGAAAGGCGACGUGCCAUUGUUGAGGUAUCGGGGUUGGGGUUGGUCAGCAGCGGCACAACACAGCAUACCGUCGAAGUGCAUUUUGCUUCUCGCCAUUCGACGUUUGAAACUGCCACACAGGCAUUGGUUUUUAAGUCGCUGACUGGGCAUCUCCCGGCCCAACGAGUGGUACCCAACAGUUGGAAUCACCUCAAGGGUCUUACGUUAGCAGAUCCCCAUCUCUACGAGCCCGCUCCUAUCGAUUUAUUGUUUGGAAGUGAUGUUUGCGCCCAAAUACUGCUACCGGAAAUAAGAAGGUCUCCGGAUAACAAUGGACCGAUAGCGCAAAAUACGCAUUUAGGGUGGUACGUGUUAGGGAAAGUUCCAGAGGAACUUCCCCGGCAAAUUCGAAGUUUCGUGCAGGUUACCGACCUCGGAAUUCAGCUACAGAAGUUUUGGGAGAUGGAAGAAACGCCGUUCCAGACCCAUGAAACCCUAGACAACAUUGCUUGUGAAGAACAUUUUGAGAGGAAUACGACACGUUUACCAGACGGGCGUUACCAAGUCAGCUUACCGUUCAAAGAAGGCCUUCCAGCGAUGGGAUCCAGCCGUCAAGGAGCUACUCGACGAUUUCUCCAUCUCGAGAAAAGACUUGCUGCAGAUCCUAAACUUUGUGAGGACUAUUCAAAGUGCAUAAAUGAGUACAUCAAACUCAAACACAUGGAAGAAAUAGAUGAAGAUGACACGGUUUUGGCGACCCCUUACCAUUAUUUUCUUCCGCACCAUGCAGUUUUUAAGGAAGCGAGUUCCACAACAAAGCUGAGAGUAGUGUUUGACGCAGCUUCUAAAGCUUCGGAUGGGAAAUCCCUCAACGAACAUCUUCUUGUAGGUCCAAAAUUGCAGACCAAUAUCAUUGAUCUUGUUCUCAGAUGGCGUACUCAUCGAGUUACUUUUACGGCAGACAUUGAAAAGAUGUACCGUCAAAUUAUGGUUAGUUUCCCAGACCGAUACUUUCAGCUAAUUUUGUGGAGGGAACAGAAAUCUUCGCCGAUUAAAGUCUUCAAAAUGAACACUGUCACGUUUGAUGAAAGUCAGAAUUUUCCCGAAGGGGCGAAGGUUGUCCGUGAGGACAUGUACGUUGAUGAUCUGAUCAGUGGAGCAGAUUCCAUCGAAGAAGCCAAGAGGAAACAACAUGAAGCCAAGCAGCUCUUAGCGUCUGCGGGAUUCAACCUGAGGAAAUGGACGAGUAACUCCAAGGCUCUCCUGGAAGACAUCGCUGCUGAGGAUCGAGAACUCGAUUUUGAACUCCCGUUUAACACCUCAAAUCAUGUCAAGACACUCGGCAUCAAGUGGUUUCCACUUGACGACUACUUUUCGUUUCAAAAUCUGCAAGUUUCACCAGAAGACAUCACAAAGCGGUCAAUGUUGUCCACCAUCGCUAAGCUGUUCGACCCACUCGGGUGGAUAUCACCCUGCAUCAUCACGGCGAAACUAAUGAUGCAACGCCUCUGGGAGCAUGGUUGUGAUUGGGACGAUCCAAUUCCUACUCCCUUAAAGACGGAAUGGGAAGCUUUUCAACGCGAACUUCCACUCAUCGAACGACUGCGAAUUCCGAGAUGGAUCGCGAAAAGCCCAUCUAAUAAGGCUGUCCAACUUCACGGAUUCUGUGACGCCUCCAUGAAAGCUUUCGGUGCAGUAGUCUACAUUCGGGUCUUAGACACGGACAAUCGAAUCCUUACCAGCCUGCUUCUCUCAAAAACAAAAGUAGCACCAAGUCAGCGAACCAUCACGCUGCCUCGCCUGGAACUCUGUGGAGCUGUUCUUCUGUCGCAGCUACUUAGUUACACCAAGGAUAUCUUGGCCAUUCCCGAUGUCGAUAUCUACGCGUGGACUGAUUCGAUGAUAGCGUUGGCAUGGAUACAAGCGUCACCAGCAAAAUGGACCACAUUCGUAUCCAAUCGUGUAUCCGAAAUUCAGCGGCUUAUACAGAUCGACAGCUGGGGUCAUGUUGCAACAUUGCAUAACCCAGCCGAUCUAGCGUCUCGAGGUGUAUUUCCGGCUGAACUGGAGUCAUUGGAUAUGUGGUGGAAUGGACCUGAAUUUUUAACGCGACAAUGGGAAUUCGAUGCUCCGCAUCAACUCAUCGACAACGACACUGAAGAAGAAAAGAAGGAUAAAAGUCCAAUCAAUCCUAAAGAAUUAGAUGCAGCACAUCAAAUAGUGGUCAAGGCAGCACAGAAGGAGAUGUUUGGAGAUGAGAUUCAACAAAUUCUUGGAAAUGCCAAAAUUCCAAAGAAUUUACUUUCGUUAAACGCAUUUCUUGAUUCUGACGGAAUCUUACGAGUCGGGGGACGUUUAGCAAACUCCCUCCUUUCCUACGAUGCCCAACAUCCGAUACUGUUGCAGAGCAACCACCAUUUUACGAGUCUGGUUGUAAGAGAUGCUCACAAGCAAACUCUACACGGCGGAAUCCAGCAAAUGAUUAAUUACAUCCGACAACGAUAUUGGAUAGGACAGAUUCGGCGAAGCGUCAAGCACCAGUUGCAUAAAUGCCCUUCUUGCUACCGGCAAAAGGCAUCUGAAAUGCAACAACUGAUGGGAAACUUACCUGCCGCUCGAGUACGCAUAUCGCGACCAUUUAGUCACACCGGUGUUGACUAUGCGGGACCAAUCGAGAUAAAAGCCUGGAAAGCCCGUGGAGCAAAAAUACUAAAAGGCUAUUUCGCAGUAUUUAUCUGUUUGGCAACCAAAGCCAUUCAUCUCGAAGCAGUAUCAGACUUAACCACCCAAGCAUUUUUAGCAGCAUUCAAACGGUUCACUGCCAGAAGAGGAAUUUGUAAGCAGAUCUAUAGCGACUGCGGAACUAAUUUCAUCGGUGCCAAUAAUGAACUGGCAAAAACGAUGAAAGAAGCACAACACGACUGGAAGCAGGUAGCAGAACUAUUGGCAAAUCGCGGUACAGAUUGGCAUUUCAUUCCCAUAGCUUCUCCCCAUUUCGGUGGCCUAUGGGAAGCGGGUGUGAAGUCUGUCAAGUACCAUCUCAAACGAGUCAUUGGAAUUGAGAGGCUUACCUUCGAGGAGCUCGCGACGCUUCUAGCACAAGUAGAAGCUUGUCUGAAUUCGAGACCUCUAUGCCCACUAACCGAUAGCAUCGAUGAUUUGAACGCACUAACUCCAGCACAUUUCUUAGUCGGAGAAUCUUUGCAUGCAGUACCACAAGGUGAAACAGAAACAAACAUUACACAUAAAGAUCGCUGGAAACGAGUUCAGGCAUUAUCUGAAGUAUUUUGGAGACGAUGGAAUUCUGAAUACUUAUCUCGGCUUCAACAACGCCCAAAAUGGACAAAAAUACAAGUAAAGCCGAAGAUAGGAGAUUUGGUUGAAUGA
Messenger RNA from Eupeodes corollae, 4455 nucleotides. RefSeq lists its product as uncharacterized. Gene Ontology annotation, biological process: DNA integration; proteolysis. The transcript is spliced from 3 exons. Lineage: Eukaryota; Metazoa; Arthropoda; Insecta; Diptera; Syrphidae. Bases 1 to 4455 code for a protein of 1484 amino acids. Gene Ontology annotation, molecular function: aspartic-type endopeptidase activity; nucleic acid binding. The record is from RefSeq and is a predicted model, not a curated record.